CGAGCCGGGUUGAUGCCGAGAAAAAGAGGAGCAACAUAUCAAUCGAUAGACUGAUGAGACCCGUGAAAGCCAUAUAUCCAGAGAUAUGGUUUAUUCGCUUGAAUUUUGGGUGAGCACCUAUUCCUGGAUAGAGCUGGAUCAGAGGGAUCGAGGCUAUCACCGGCUUCUUCCGCCCUUUGAGGCAGUAAAGUCGGCAACUGCCGACGCAAUCACCAGGGGAAUCAGAGAAUUCGGCACAGACCUUCUCUAGUCGUCAGCAGCGCUCUUUCUGACUCGCGUUGACUAAUUACUACCUCUGUUAUGACGUGAUGAUUGGCUCAUCGGAAUAUCCGAAUCGGACCUCCGACACUAGAGGGUCGCCUCGGUCUCUCGCGGUGCCGAGACCCGGUGGCAAUCCCAAUAAAGAUCGAAGGCUUGCGUUUUCUAGAACGCGAGGGGAAGUCGCUGCUAAACCGGUAUCCUCGCCCGAUCCUAAUCUGGUGCGAUGGGAGGAAAAUGACCCUGAAAAUCCACAAAACUUCUCGACGGCGUAUAAAUGCUGGAUCACCUUCCAAUUGGGGAUGUUGGCCCUAAGCGCCAGUUUGGGAUCAAGUAUCAUCUCCCCUGCGCAAACGGACCUCAUUGAAUACCUUGGGAUCAGUAAAGAGGUCAGCAUCCUGGCCACGUCGCUUUACAUUCUCGGAUUCGCAUUCGGUCCGCUGUGCUGGGCGCCGAUUUCAGAGAUCUGGGGCCGUCGCUGGUCGAUGCUCCCCGCGGUAUUUUGCAUGGGUCUAUUUAGCAUCGGCACUGCGACCAGCAAGACCACUGCUUCAGUGCUCAUCACGCGGUAUUUUGCCGGCCUGUUCGGGUCAGCCCCCGUCAGCAAUGUCUCCGCCGCCCUCGGAGAUAUCUUUCACAUGAAAGCGCGGGGGAUCGCCUCGACCUCGUACGCCAUCUGCGUCGUUGGCGGGCCCACGAUGGGACCCAUCAUCGGGGCGGCAUUGGUGUCGAACCAUUCUCUCGGUUGGCGCUGGACCGAAUACAUCGAAGCGAUUAUUGUGUUCUUCGUAUUCGCCGUCACGUUCUUCUGUUUGCCCGAGAUGUAUGGUCCCGUGCUCCUGCACAAGAAGGCCGUCCGCCUACGCAAAGAAACCGGCAAUGCGGACCUCUACCACCCCCACGAACAUCUGGAAAUCGACGCCCACAGUAUCGUGACGAAGCACUUAUCCCGACCCUUGGUCAUGCUCGUCACCGAGCCGAUGGUCACCGUGAUUGCGCUGUACGCCUCCUUCACCUACGCCAUUCUCUACCUCACCCUUGAAGUCUUCCCCAUCGUGUUCGACGAACUCCGCCAGUGGAAGCCCGUGGUCGCGACCCUCCCGUUCAUCGCCCUGUUCGUCGGCGUCCUCCUGUCGUCCGCCUUCAUCAUCCUCGUCGGCCAACCCUACUACAUCCGCAAGUUCGACGAAGGCGGCGGCAAGCCCGUGCCCGAGGGCCGCCUCAUGCCCAUGGCCGUCGGCGGGUUCUUGUUCGCGGCGGGCCUGUUCUGGUUUGGCUGGACUGCCGCGCCGAAGUAUCACUGGGCACUGCCCUGCGUGGCGGCGGGCAUGUUUGGCUGCGGGUUCUGCAUCAUCUUCGGCCAGUGCAUCAACUUCCUGGUCGACACGUACGGACCCUAUGCCGCGUCCGCUACGGCGUCCAACACGUUCCUGCGGAGUGUGCUGGCGGCAGCAUUCCCGCUGUUCUCGCAGCCCAUGUUCCACAACCUGGGCGUGGGCCCGGCCAUGUCGAUCCUGGGGGGUGUGGCGGCGGCGGCGAUCCCGGUGCCGUUCCUGUUUAUGGUGUACGGGAAGCGGUUGCGGGCCAUGUCGAGGUUUGCGCCAUUCAAGGGGUGAUUCGGUGGUUGUGGGUGGUCUUGUCAAGGGGACUGACGAGGGUUCUGCAUAAAAGGUGUUUUCGUGUUGUUUGAUGAUGCUUAGAUUACGGCAUUUACAUAUAUAUAAUAGACAGGCAUAUACGUAUAUAUACAGGCUUUUUGGACAGAAAUUAUCAUACA
Aspergillus uvarum CBS 121591 is the source of this 2035-nucleotide messenger RNA. Its product is annotated as MFS transporter. The record is from RefSeq and is a predicted model, not a curated record. Gene Ontology annotation, biological process: transmembrane transport. Lineage: Eukaryota; Fungi; Ascomycota; Eurotiomycetes; Eurotiales; Aspergillaceae. Bases 309 to 1874 code for a protein of 521 amino acids. The transcript has 3 exons. Gene Ontology annotation, molecular function: transmembrane transporter activity.